CUCCAGCAUCUUGAUUGAGUCAAUAUAUGUUGUUUGCUUGUUGGUAUUGUUUCUGUUCUUGAAUUACCAACAAAACCCACAAAAUAUUGAAUUUACAAAACCAGCAAAACAGACCCAAAAUUAUUUGCAGCCCAGAAAUAGGAUUGAGUGUAUAGAAGUGCUCAAUUGGGUGUGAUAGAAUAGAAGGGUUGGAAAAAAAUGAGAGAGGAUGACUCGAAUUGGUUUUCAAAGUGGGAAGAAGAACUUCCAUCCCCUGAAGAGCUCAUGCCCUUAUCCCAGACCCUUAUAACCCCUGAUCUAGCUAUGGCCUUUGAUAUCCGAAACUCAAAUAGCCAGCAAACUCACCAACACCAACAACCACCACCACCACCACCUCCUCCUCCACUAGUUCAAACCACCCCUUCCUCCCAACCCCAUAACAACAACUCCGUGGAAUUCGAUUCCGGCGAGUUGGGAGGAGGCGGGGCUGCUUCAGGGGACGAACCUGCUCGUACCCUGAAGCGGCCUCGACUCGUGUGGACGCCACAGCUACACAAAAGAUUUGUGGACGCUGUGGCUCACUUGGGGAUCAAGAAUGCUGUCCCCAAGACCAUAAUGCAGCUCAUGAGUGUUGAUGGGUUGACUCGAGAAAAUGUUGCGAGUCAUUUGCAGAAGUAUCGUCUCUAUUUGAAGCGAAUGCAGGGACUUUCCAGUAAUGGUGGUGGUGGUGGUGGUGGAGGAAUACCUGCGGCAGUUGACCCUGCUACAGAUCAUUUGUUUGCAAGUUCGCCAGUGCCAGCGCAUUUUGUGAAUCUGGGUAGGCCUACUUCGGACCAUUUCUUACCGUUUGUGCCGGUGGCGGCGCUGCAGCAACAUCACCACCACCACCACCAGCAGAUGGCGGCUGUUGCCGGGCAUCCACAGUUUCACCCGCAGUAUAGGCCGAUGGGGCAUUUUGGUUCACCGCCAAAUGGACAGUUUGAGCUUCCAUUUCUUUCCAGGCAGUCACAGCAGCCAGUUCAUAGGGUGGGGACUCCAGUGCAUAACCCAGUACCAUCAUAUAUAGAGGAUUUGGAGUCGGCCACAGCAGCGAGUGGAAGGAAAAAGGGUUGGAAAAAAAUGAGAGAGGAUGACUCGAAUUGGUUUUCAAAGUGGGAAGAAGAACUUCCAUCCCCUGAAGAGCUCAUGCCCUUAUCCCAGACCCUUAUAACCCCUGAUCUAGCUAUGGCCUUUGAUAUCCGAAACUCAAAUAGCCAGCAAACUCACCAACACCAACAACCACCACCACCACCACCUCCUCCUCCACUAGUUCAAACCACCCCUUCCUCCCAACCCCAUAACAACAACUCCGUGGAAUUCGAUUCCGGCGAGUUGGGAGGAGGCGGGGCUGCUUCAGGGGACGAACCUGCUCGUACCCUGAAGCGGCCUCGACUCGUGUGGACGCCACAGCUACACAAAAGAUUUGUGGACGCUGUGGCUCACUUGGGGAUCAAGAAUGCUGUCCCCAAGACCAUAAUGCAGCUCAUGAGUGUUGAUGGGUUGACUCGAGAAAAUGUUGCGAGUCAUUUGCAGAAGUAUCGUCUCUAUUUGAAGCGAAUGCAGGGACUUUCCAGUAAUGGUGGUGGUGGUGGUGGUGGAGGAAUACCUGCGGCAGUUGACCCUGCUACAGAUCAUUUGUUUGCAAGUUCGCCAGUGCCAGCGCAUUUUGUGAAUCUGGGUAGGCCUACUUCGGACCAUUUCUUACCGUUUGUGCCGGUGGCGGCGCUGCAGCAACAUCACCACCACCACCACCAGCAGAUGGCGGCUGUUGCCGGGCAUCCACAGUUUCACCCGCAGUAUAGGCCGAUGGGGCAUUUUGGUUCACCGCCAAAUGGACAGUUUGAGCUUCCAUUUCUUUCCAGGCAGUCACAGCAGCCAGUUCAUAGGGUGGGGACUCCAGUGCAUAACCCAGUACCAUCAUAUAUAGAGGAUUUGGAGUCGGCCACAGCAGCGAGUGGAAGGAAAGUUCUUACUCUAUUUCCCACAGGGGAUGAUUGAAUUGAGGGUAAUUGUUUCCUUUUCCUGUUAAUUCAGAUUGUGGGUCAUGUGAAAUGUGUGUGGAUUUAGCACUUUAGAGUUUGGUCGAGAGUUUUCUUGUUAUUCUGGUUGUCUUUUGGUUGUUCUUAGUACUCUGGGUUGAGUCAUUGGUAUUGAGUCUUCGUGAACUUGCAGAUUUCCUGUUUAAAAUUCUGGUGUUGGGGUUGGAACUCGGCUAUGUAUGUCCUAAUGUUAGAGAAUCAGUGGGUUGUGUCAAUUCUGCUGUCUUGUACCUUGAAUAGAAACAAGUACAAGUAAGAUGUGAGAAGCAGUCUUUUCCCCCCUUCUUGGCCUCUGGUGGCGGAUAUUAAUCGUGAUGUCACACUUGGCCACAAUAAUUGUGUGAAGGUCAUUAAUAGUUGCAGUCACAAGGUGUGUGAUCUUGGACAAUAUGGUUUUCUCAGAGAUUGUUGUAGUCCAUGGUAGCUUGAGAUGGCUGAUUUUCUUCUACUCGUCAGGAUGACUUGUUAUUGGUGAAGAUGUUGGUGGCCAAAGCAACGAAUUACUAAGUCGUGAGCUUUCAUAUAAGGGUCAAUAAUGCAUGGAGGUACUAUUUAUGUUCAUCAGAAAUCUGAGAAUCGCAUUAGUUUCCAUGGAAGGAAAUCUUGGUAUUGGAUUUCUUAGCAAAUUCCAGGAUUCUACUGUGUAGGAACUAAGUUCUCUUGUUUCUUAGUUUAGAACUAUGAAGAGGUACUGCUUGUUGUAAAUUGUGUGGUUUUAUAGAGGAUUUAGUGUCCCUGAUAUUUUUGGGGAUCUUUCUGAAAACAAUUCUGAUGUGAUGAGGAGGUCCGUUCUACCAUAAUGCUUUAUGAACAUUGAUGAAUGGUUGCUACAUUUCCUGAAAUUACUUACUUGUCCAGUGUUCCUUUGGCAGAGUGUUCC
This is a messenger RNA of Ilex paraguariensis (yerba mate), 2937 nucleotides long. The record is from the annotation of a GenBank genome assembly. NCBI's taxonomy places the organism in Eukaryota, Viridiplantae, Streptophyta, Magnoliopsida, Aquifoliales, Aquifoliaceae.